GAAAAAUUAUCUGGAGCCCUGAUACUGGGAUAUUGCUAAAAGUGGCAUAGAACUAAACUUGCUUACUCACUCAUUUUUUUAAUGUGUUAAGGCCUAAAAAAAUAGUUUCCGAUUACCUGACCUACCCUUAAAUUCUGGUGCCGACCAUAUUCUUUUUAGGCGAUAUGAAUAAAUUACGCUUUCGGAUUCCAUCAAUUUUUCCUGGCACCAAACAGACAUUGGUAAUUCUGAUAGAGAAUGUUGACAUGAUGGCUGCAAACUUGAUUGAAUAAACAAUUACACAUGGAUAAAUGUGUUAUUAAUUUGCACUUGACUCCUAAAAAAAUCGGAACCACAACAUUUUUUUAUUUGGCCUAAACAUCAGUGGAAAUUGUGGUCAAAUUUCCCCUAUCUUCUGCUCCAGUAAAAUGGCCGAGUCGAAACACUUUUUGAGACUAAUGCUCAGCUAACAGAUGUACUAACUCGAAUAGAAUUGUUUCCGCUGCCAAUCAACUGGCAGUCAAUGAAGGUUUUGAAUGUUCAACAUGGCUGAAUGUUUCUGCUUCUCGUUGUUGUGAAUACUGAUAUCGUGAUAACUUGCAUGAACAGACGUUUCAUUCCGCGAUACCACGUUUAACGGAACCGUGUCACAGCUAAUAACGGAUUAAUGAAGAAAGUCGAGCACCACUCUGAGGAAUCUUUGACGUGAUGCUGGCAGAUAUAAUAGAAGGCAUGUCUGAAGACAGAAGAUUGGGAAUGAAUGAUUUGCGACGAAGUCAUCUGAUGGACGAUGAUGCCCGAGAAUUGAACACGAAGACAACGCUAGGACGGUCCAAUCUAGAUGAGGUACCUUCUCAAGGGGAGACAACUGCUGCUGCAACAGCUAAACUGUUUCCGAUUACUAUUAUGACAACAAGGAAGAAAGCUGUUUUGAACAACCCACCAUUGGGUCAGAUAGUGUCAGGGGAGACAACUGCACCAGAAAGUUUUGCCAUCAAACCAAACAAUGUAGUCGUAGACAAGCGGCCAUUGGUACCAAGUGCGAAGAAUGCUUCUGCUCAAAGGGAGAACGCUGUUUCAACCAAGCCGCCAUCAGUUCCUGUUGUGUCAAGGAAGACAACCGAUGCACCAGGAAAGCUCAUUCCUAAUCUGCCAAGGGAGGAAACAGUUGUCACUGACAAGCAGUCACUGGUAACAAGCAAGGUAAAUACUACUGUCCCAAGGGAGGAAACUGGUGUGGAACGACAGCCAAGGGAGACAACUGACACUGCUCCAGAAAGAAUACUGGUUGUCAAACCUGGUGAAACAACAGUUGGUAUCAACAAAAGACCAAGGGAGACGAGUGCUGUUGCUACAAAAGACCAAUCACUGCCUGUUGUAUCCGCAGGCGCACCAUCAUUUGUCCCAAACACAACAAGGGAGAGAACUGCUGCAGCAUCAGUUGUCCCAAACACAACAAGGGAGAGAACUGCUGCAGCAUCAGUUGUCCCAAACACAACAAGGGAGAGAACUGCUGCAGCAUCAUUUGUCCCAGUCAUAACAAGGGAGAGAACGGCUGCAGCAACGGAAACUCUGUACAGGGAGCUGCUGGAGUGUGAGAUCGUGAAGACAAAGAUGGAGACCGAGAAGUUGGCGCUCGAGAAGAAGAAGCUGGAGCUGGAAAUACAGCUGCUGCAAGCAGACGCCUCUCAAGUUGUCAACAUGGCCGACUUGAGCAAAUACCAGUAGGAGGUCAAGAAAACAAAACAUGCCUUGGGACCACACAGCCAUUUCAGGAGCAGAGGCAUCAAGUAGCUCAGGCUUCUAGUUGCUGACUUGAUUAGGAUGGUUGCCAUGGUUACAUGGGGCUAUUUGGUUGUGAUAUCAACCACUUCUUCAGUUAGACUUCACAGUUGAAAGACUUCUGUUUUUUAGCUAAAUCUCCAUGAUGCAGGGCUCGAUUUAAAGAAAUAAAACCUACUUGCACCUAGUGCAACCUUAGGUAGAAACUUGGCUGCAUCAGA
Haliotis rubra (blacklip abalone) is the source of this 1982-nucleotide messenger RNA. RefSeq names its product zonadhesin-like. The record is from RefSeq and is a predicted model, not a curated record. Lineage: Eukaryota; Metazoa; Mollusca; Gastropoda; Lepetellida; Haliotidae. Bases 688 to 1707 code for a protein of 339 amino acids. The transcript has 3 exons.